Molecule: messenger RNA, 519 nt
Organism: Solanum verrucosum
Lineage: Eukaryota; Viridiplantae; Streptophyta; Magnoliopsida; Solanales; Solanaceae
Exons: 1
Coding region: 1-519 (172 amino acids)
Molecular function (GO): acyltransferase activity, transferring groups other than amino-acyl groups
Source: RefSeq, a predicted model, not a curated record
AUGGACAACACAAGAAUCUCUCUAAGGCCAUUCAACAUUGCUGAUGCUAACAACCUCUUUACAUGGGCUAACGACGAAAACGUUACAUAUUAUCUAAGAUGGAACACAAUCACAUCAAUUGAAGCAGCAAGAAAUUACAUCCAACAAGUUGUAAUUCCACAUCCAUGGCGUCGAUCCAUUUGUUUGGAUGAUCGAUCAAUCGGAUACGUAUCGGUAAGGCCAGAAUCAGAGAGUGAUCAAAAUCAUAGAGCUCACAUUGGAUAUGCAAUUGGUUCUGAUUAUUGGGGACAAGGAAUUGUUACUAAGGCAUUAAAAAUGGCUAUACCAAUUGUGUUUAAUGAUUUUCCUAAUUUGGUGAGGGUAGAAGCAUUGGUGGAACCUCAAAAUAUAGGGUCACAAAAGGUGUUAGAAAAAGUUGGUUUCAAAAAAGAAGGAUUUUUAAGGAAGUAUGGUUUUAAUAAAGGUGAAAUUAGAGAUAUGUUCAUCUAUAGCUUCUUAUCAACUGAUCAAAUUUUGUGA